AGCAGCAUAAUUCCUGUGGAAAUGCACUUCUGGAGAGAGCGUCGUAUAAAAGCUAUCGGUAAGGACACGUUUGUAGUCAGUCCAUGUUGGAACCGUUGCGCAAAAAGGAUACUUCUUGGUGGGAGGAAGGAUACUGAUACUGAGUGCGGUUGAAAGUUCAGUAUAAGGAUAUCACUGAACGUUGAGUACGGUGCGUUGCGUUGAUUAGCUCUCAUCUAUGUCAAUCGCGUUGCGUUUUGUCGGAGGUGAUAGUGCGUGAAAUAGUACGAAAGUGGAGCACCACGGAUGGGAUACUGGGGCAUAUGCUGUGCGAACGUCAAUGCACGCGGUGCACGAGGCGAUGUGCUGUGUUUUUGCUCGGUGCGCUCUGCUAUUGAUUUUUCUGAGCUGAACGGAGCUGGAGCUCGUCCUGCUUGGAGUGUGAAUUAAAUAUUUAUGAAUGGAGUAACGUUAUCUAAGGGAAUCAACGGAUAGAACGAGAACGGCGUGUUUUUUCUGUGUGAUGGAAUUGUGAAUUGUGCCGUGGAAUCGUGAAAGUGAGUUAUCCGUGACGGUGAACUGUUGGCUACGAAUGGGAAUUACAACGAACUGAAGAAGGUGCAGAAAGGAUUGAAUCGUAAUCAACUCGUGGAUUUGAUGUGCCUCGCGUUCUGUGAUCAUAGUCUGAUCAUUUAUUUAUGGCUUGAACCCAUUCACCCGGAAUGAUUUGAAUGGGAAUGUCCGUGGAAUAGGCCAUUUGUGUUACAUUUUAGUUUUUUUUAUCGGAAUAGUGUCCAGUUGUCAUCGUUCACGAAUAACAUUUAUGUUUGUCAAUAAACUUGUUCGAACAAUUAUAUAUCAUUGCAAAACCAACAUUCAGGGGAAAAUAGCGAGGAAAAACGUCGGUUGUAAAUUUUCCGGCUCCGCGAGUAUCCCGGGAGUGUCAGAUUCAAAUCUGAUCGGUGUGUGUAGCAGCGGUUGUUUACUUAUUUAUUGGUUGCUGCUCGAAAUUUAUUGGAAUAAUUGCGGCAAGCUGAAGUGAAUUGUUGCUCCAUGUGCGGGAAAUAAAGUACCAAAAAAACGUGACACGACACAUUGCCGAGCAAGCGGCGAAUGUGUCGAAAGCUCGAUUCAACGCCAGCGGGGUGCCUACCAGUCAGUGCAAACCAACACAAGAGGAAGAGGAAAAAUUAACAAAUUGGAGCCAUAAUUGCAAAUUUAUUGUGCAUACCGCUUAAAGCGUCUCGUGCUUCGGCCGGAAAAUCGUGUUACCUCGUUCCGUGCGGAAAAUUCACGUUCUCCGUUUUGCGGUUUAGAACUGUAUACAGUGCUAGUAUCCUGUUGGCAAUAGGGAGGCAAUAGUUUAUGUGUGUUGUUUCCCCAGCUGGAUUCAGUCGAUAAAUAACGACUAGCUAAGCGAAUUUAAAUUGUUUUCACCAGGCAGAGCAGAAGAAAUAAUUGUUUCACUUCUACCAAGAAGAGUGUGCUCCGGUAGCUUAGUCUCUGCGGCAGGCGAACGUUCAAUAAAUUUAGUAAAAUGGAGAAUUUAUUAUCGAGGUUGGUGAUUAUCCUAGGAUUAAUAACGUUAUCGGUUACGAGUGCCCUUGGAGGUCCGGCCAGUGGAAGCACAUCCAACAUCAACGGCAACAACAAUGUGAACCGGGCUGCGAACGGAGCAAACCUCACUCCGGCGACUCGUUUCGACGAUAAAUCGGAUACGGAUCCUUUUGAUGGGGAAACCAUUGUGCCGGUCCUUUCACUGGAGGAUCAGGUUCGGUUGCUAACGAAGCAGCUGAAUACGCUCACCAAUCAGCGACGUGAGGAUUACAAAAUGCUCGAAAACAGCUUGAAAAAGUACGUUCGGAAAAAUUCUGUGCAGCUGACCAACGCCGAAAUCCGGGAGGAGCUGGAUCGAAUGAGGGACGACAUCAAAAUGCUCCGGGACAGCAAUUCUCCGAACAAGGAACGCCUCACGGUGCAGUGGCUGUCGCAGUCCAUAGCGGAAAUCCGCUCCGAAUUGGCCGAGCUGCAGGAAUCGUCGAGCAACGUGUCCAAGGACGCCCAGCUGCGCAACCAACUGAUGGAAGAUAUCAAUACGCUGCGGACGGACUGUUCCACCAUGCGGCUCGAGCUGGAGUCGCUCCGUUCGCGACAGGAAAAAACCGAGGUGCUGGUGCGGGAACUGCGCGAGGAGGCCGUCCAAAGUGCAGAGGACAUCCGGCGGAGCCUGAACCGGCAGCAUGAGAAGAGCCAGAAUGCAUUGCUGCCGCAGACCAUCGAUUUUGUCGAGCCGGAAGCGGACCACCGGAUGCGCCAUCAUCGCUUCUUCCGCCAGCAGCUGCACGAGCUGGAGGUCAAGCAGACGGCGAUGAAGCGACAGCUAAACGACAUCUUCAACCACCGGAUGGCCGAUCGGUUGCGCAGCCUUGAAAUCGAACAGCGCCGACUGGCUAAUGCCAAUUUCAAUAUUAGCCGCCAGGUCGCCAGCUUGGACAAGCUGCACGGAUCGAUGCUGGAGCUGCUGGAGGACGUCGAGGGAAUACAGAACAAGUUUGAAAAAACGCUUCCGGACAUCAAGCGGGAGAUAUCGAAGGUCGAAUUCAACGCGGCACAGAUUUCGUCGGAACAGGGGCUGCUCCGGGAGGAGGGCCACAACGUGGCCAAGAGCAUCCAGGCGAUGGCCGUCAGUGUGAGCACGCUGCAGGAGGAGCGGGAAAAUGUCCGCAAAUUGGAGGAGCAGCUCCAGGUGAUGAAGAGUGAUUUGGAUAAGAUUAAGUCAGCGGCCAUGCUGCACAGGGAAAUGGCUCACCACCGGCUCGAGAAGCUGGAAGCCGAAUCGCGACCGGAACACAACGUGUCAUCAAAACUGACCGAGCUGCAGCGAACGUCCCGUCUGGUGCAACAGUUGGAAACCGUCGAAAACGAGUACGAGACCAUCAUCAACAAGCUGCCCCGUGACUGCACCCAGAUUCAACAGAUGAAAGCCCAAGGGGAAACGGGCCAGGGUGGCGAGGGAAAUCUUUAUCUGAUUGCACCGGCCGGACAGCACCACCCGCUGAUGACACAGUGUUUCAACGAGUGGACCACGAUCCAGCGCCGUCAGGACGGUUCGGUGGACUUCAAUCGCUCUUGGGAGGAUUAUGCAAACGGUUUCGGUAGCCCGGCCGGGGAGUUCUGGAUCGGCAACCAGGCGCUGCACCAUCUUACGAACGACAACUGCUCAAUGUUGCGGAUUGUGAUGCAAGAUAUCUACGAUAAUACCUGGUUUGCGGAUUACGAUGCGUUCAGAAUUGGCUCCCGGGAGGAUGGAUUCCGGCUGGAGCUCGCCGGCUACAACGGAAAUGCUUCGGAUGCUUUCGAGUACCAGAACCAUAUGCAGUUCUCGGCCAUUGACGUCGACCGAGAUAUCUCCAACACGCACUGUGCGGGCAAUUAUGAGGGUGGUUGGUGGUUUUCCCACUGUCAACAUGCCAACCUUAAUGGGCGUUACAAUCUGGGUCUGACGUGGUUCGACGCUUCCCGGAACGAGUGGAUAGCGGUCAAGUCCAGCCACAUGAUGAUUGCUCGGAGGCUCCAGUGCAGCAUUGGUGGUGGUGAGGGGAUUGGGGGUGGAGUCGGAAUCAGUGAGGAGAGUCCGAUAAUGGCCGAGCCGUUUUCUUCCGCCGCAACUGCGACGAUAUACAAGUAUGAAACCACCCUAUUGACCACAUUGUCAUCCGGCGGCUCGGCCGGGUCGGAGGUCUAGGGAUCUGCAGGAAGGCACAAUGUAAAGUAACCGUAGCACGUGCUCUCUCUUGUUCCAUUUGGAUUGUACAUUUUUCUACUGUAGGCAGACUGGAUGGCAAAGGAGAUUUUACUACGCCGUCGUAGAGGACGAGUGCGUGAGUGUGUUUGUGUGAAUGUGUGCAUUUGCAGGAUACUAAGGAUACAUAGCUUCCUAUUGGUAGUUUUAUGAGAUGGCGGAAAUUGGUUUGAUGUUAACCGAUACCACAGGUCAACAAUUACUGGGCAAGUAAACUCGGAAGUAAGAUGCACUCAACUGUCUUAUGGCCUUUCCGAUCGGGUUUUAUGAGAUUCUCACAUGAGAGGGAACACUACGUGGACCGUUCCUUUCCACUUCAGUCAAGUAGCACAAAGCCGCAGUUUUCAGUGCAUUGUUUUAGUUUCAUGGCAAUCAUUACUUUAAGUUUAUGCACUUUUGAUGAGCAAUUUAGAAAAAUAAUUAUAACCGUUUAGGUGUCAUUAACAAAUUUCUCGUACAGCUUUCGCUCGGAAACUGGAGUGAGCUGCAAUCGCCGAAGGCUGUUGUUUUCCGUUUUCCUCUCAUAAAUAAAAUUGUCCAUCUAUAUUUACAAGAGAACUGCUUUUCAAAAGUUUCCAAGAUCUUUAGUCUUGUUCAUCUCUAUGAAACUCUGUUGUCAAGCGCAUGCUAUAAUUUUGUGCUGUAAUCUUGUGACGCAUUUCAAAGCGAGGUAGUCCUGUAGAUGUCGGAGCAAUUGACAGUCCAAUGAAUUUGAUUUAUUUUGUUAAUAAACAAUAGAGUUGACUAUAAUUGUUCAAAGAAAACUUCAAAUUCUCGUCUGGAAUAAGUUAUUUCGUGGUUUAAAAAAAGCAUCCAAACGCGUUCACUGGUUCAAUCUUCCCAAUAAACGCUAAACGAAUGUUACAAACCAAACGCUUUCGCGUCCGACUCACAUUCAGAAUGUAAACAUUCGUUCA
This is a messenger RNA of Aedes albopictus (Asian tiger mosquito), 4698 nucleotides long. RefSeq names its product protein scabrous (gene sca). The transcript has 4 exons. Lineage: Eukaryota; Metazoa; Arthropoda; Insecta; Diptera; Culicidae. Bases 1517 to 3724 code for a protein of 735 amino acids. The record is from RefSeq and is a predicted model, not a curated record.